Molecule: messenger RNA, 1147 nt
Organism: Balaenoptera musculus (blue whale)
Lineage: Eukaryota; Metazoa; Chordata; Mammalia; Artiodactyla; Balaenopteridae
Product: NHP2-like protein 1
Exons: 1
Coding region: 87-473 (128 amino acids)
Biological process (GO): ribosome biogenesis; maturation of SSU-rRNA; mRNA splicing, via spliceosome
Cellular component (GO): box C/D methylation guide snoRNP complex; U4/U6 x U5 tri-snRNP complex; precatalytic spliceosome
Molecular function (GO): RNA binding
Source: RefSeq, a predicted model, not a curated record
CCCUGCGACUUGCCUCAUCGGUGCGGGCUGCAGCUCUGACGUCGCCUGUGCUUCUUGAAGAGUGACGAUACCACGGAACCGGAGCCAUGACUGAGGCUGAUGUAAAUCCGAAGGCCUACCCUCUUGCAGAUGCCCACCUCACCAAGAAACUAUUGGACCUCGGUCAGCAGUCAUGUAACUACAAGCAGCUUCGAAAAGGAGCCAAUGAGGCCACCAAAACCCUCAACAGAGGCAUCUCUGAGUUCAUUGUGAUGGCUGCAGACGCCGAGCCCCUGGAGAUCAUCCUGCACCUCCCACUGCUGUGUGAGGACAAGAAUGUGCCCUACGUGUUUGUGCGCUCCAAGCAGGCCCUGGGGCGAGCCUGUGGGGUCUCCAGGCCUGUCAUCGCCUGUUCUGUCACCAUCAAAGAAGGCUCACAACUGAAGCAGCAGAUCCAAUCCAUCCAACAGUCCAUUGAAAGGCUCUUAGUCUAAACAGGUGGCCUCUGCCACACUCCCUGCUGCUAACUCCUACCCCAGGGGUUAUGUAUCGUUUGUCUGUUAGCAUAUAGUAUUUCCAGCUACCUUCUAUUGUUAUAAAAUAUUGUAGUGCUUAAUUUGGUUUUUGUAUUUUUGUAUUGUUUUUGUAUUGUUUUUGUCUUGUUUUUAGGUUGUCAUCUCCUCCCCAGCCUCUCCUGUAAUCUCCACUUCCACUCUCUCUCUGCCAUCUUUUCCUCCCUUUUGGAAAAUGCAUGCCCAGAACAGGUGGAAGCAGGGUGGUUGACACCAUUCAAAGGCAGGGAAGAGCCAAGGUAGAGAUUUGGCUCCAGCUUUCAGGUGCCAACUUCCUACUGUGCGGGGCAUGAUGGAAGUAAACACUGUCCACUUUGUAUCCCUUGUGCCCAGCAUACAGGAUUGUGUUUGAAUAAUCAAGGGGUUUCCUUUGCUCUCUAGGGCAUUAUGUAUCAUUUGGGGAGGAAGCAUGUAUUCUGUGAGGUUGUUGGGUGUAUGUCCCAAGAGUCAGUUUCUGAUGUACCCCUGCUGUUUGCUUUUGGUAAUAUAUUUCCCCCCAACUCCCACCUAUGCCUCUGAGGGUGGCAGGGCAGCAACAUACCAAAGAGAUAUGCUGCAAAAUUCCAGAGGCGCCUUGGUGAGUGAGACAUGGGACA